This is a messenger RNA of Rhododendron vialii, 1972 nucleotides long. Its product is annotated as probable serine/threonine-protein kinase At1g01540. The transcript is spliced from 8 exons. Lineage: Eukaryota; Viridiplantae; Streptophyta; Magnoliopsida; Ericales; Ericaceae. Gene Ontology annotation, biological process: protein phosphorylation. The record is from RefSeq and is a predicted model, not a curated record. Bases 191 to 1615 code for a protein of 474 amino acids. Gene Ontology annotation, molecular function: protein kinase activity; ATP binding.
CAUUCCAUCCUCAAGUUCCAAACAGAGCCUUAAAACGAGAAAGUGAAAAAAGCUUCACCAGUGGAGUUCUCCCUCUCUCUCGCGCCAACCUAUAAUGAAGCCUCACUCUGUCUCCAGAUUCCAGUCCGACGUUUCGGUAACUUUAAACAAACGCACCACCCUCUCUCUCUCUCUCCUCUCUCUCUAGUCAAUGUCAAUAUACGGCCUAUCCUUCGUUGACAAGCAGCUCUCUCGAAAAACCUCAAUACUUGGACUCCGCCUGUGGAUUCUCAUCUCAAUCAUCGCCGGAUCAGUCAUCCUCCUCACCCUACUCCUCUCCUGCCUCUGCUUCUCCUCUUGCCGCCGCCGUCGCCGCCGCAAUUCCACCAAUCUCCUCCACCGCCGCAAAUCCACCAAGCUCUUCCCCCGCCUCAAGUCCCCCGAACACCCCCAGAACCACGUGUCCGUCACGCCGGUCGUACCACAAGAGAUCGCGCCCGAAGUCGCCGCACCGAAGCGCGGCCCGGAGUCGCAGAUCAAGGCCGAGAAGAAGACGGAGCUCAGGGUUUUAGUGGACUCCGAUCGGACGCCAUCGAAUACCGCGUCUGUUGGCCGCAGAGGACCACCGCCACCGCCACAGCCGCCGCCGGGGGUUCCGCAUCUAGGUUGGUUGCAGCGGUACACGUUGAGGGAGAUUGAGGUGGCUACAAAGGGAUUGUCUGGUGGAAAUGUGAUCGGUGAAGGGGGUCAUGGUAUUGUUUAUCGCGGUGUAUUGGAAGAUGAUACUAUUGUGGCUGUGAAGAAUUUGUCCAAUAACAGUGGUCAGGCUGAGAAAGAGUUUAAAGUGGAGUUAGCAGUAAUUGGGCGGGUAAAACACAAAAACCUCGUCAAGUUGUUGGGUUACUGCGUGGAGGGAGCUUACCGGAUGCUUGUAUAUGAGUAUGUAGAAAAUGGGAAUUUGGACGACUGGCUUCAUGGACAUAUAGGAGUUAGUCCCUUAACAUGGAAUAUCCGUAUGAAUAUCAUUUUGGGAACAGCGAAAGGAUUGGCAUAUCUCCAUGAGAGUCUUGAACCGAAGGUUGUCCAUCGAAAUAUAAAAUCGAGCAACAUACUACUUGAUCGUGAAUGGAAACCUAAGAUGUCUGAUUUUGGGCUGGCUAAGCUCUUGGAUUCUGAGAACACUCAUGUGACAACUCGCGUGAUGGGAACACAUGGUUAUAUUGCACCUGAAUAUGCUUGGACUGGUAUGUUGAAUGAGAAGAGUGAUACCUAUAGCUUUGGAAUACUUAUAAUGGAGAUAAUUUCUGGAAGAUGCCCUGUUGACCAUAGUAGACCGGAUGGAGAGGUGAAUUUGAUUGAUUGGUUGAAGACAAUGGUUGAAAAUAGAAAAUCCGAAGAAGUUGUGGAUCCAAAGCUACCUGAGAUGCCUUCUUCAAAAGCACUCAAACAUGUCCUGUUGGUUGCCCUUAUGUGUGUAGAUCCUAAUGCUUCAGAAAGACCCAAAAUGGGACAGGUGAUCCACAUGCUUGAGGAAGUUGACCUUCUAUUACGACAUGAAAGCAGAUUUGAUAGAGAACAUACCCGUGCCCAUCGUGAUUAUAAGCAACAGAAUCAUCAAUCUUUCAACCUUAGGUGAUGAUUAAGCAAAUUUGGUGCAGCUGCUUCUAACACAAGUGAAAAGAGACAUCGGUAGAAAAUGUAUACUUUUUCGUCACUGUAACAUUAAAACAACGAAAUUAAAAUCUUUAUAACCAUGAAUAAGUGGAACCUGUAAAAUUUAUAGAGCAUUGUGUAACUAUUCUCAUCAUCCAUUCAUGAUUGAGAACUGAUUAAAGAUCAACUUUGGGCUUUUCACUGUGUUGUUUAUGAGUAGUGCAGUUAUUGUUGAAGUUUGGGGAUCCGUUGAGAAACUGAAUUUUGGGACUUUCUUUGUACUUAAGCUUUAUAUGAUUUGUUGACAUAGGCGGUUCGAGCUUAUUCCUGAUCUUCGGCA